Lasiodiplodia theobromae is the source of this 318-nucleotide messenger RNA. RefSeq lists its product as uncharacterized. The coding region runs from base 1 to 318 and encodes 105 amino acids. The transcript has a single exon. Lineage: Eukaryota; Fungi; Ascomycota; Dothideomycetes; Botryosphaeriales; Botryosphaeriaceae. The record is from RefSeq and is a predicted model, not a curated record.
AUGGCCUUCUACUUCGACGACUUCCUCACCGCAGGCGACGCCGAGCAGGCCGUCCGCUACAAGUUCUCUCACGUCGACGUCCGCCCCGGCUCAGCCGCAAGUGAAAGCUCGGCCGGCUCGUCUUCCAAGAACAGCACCACAUCCCUCAUACGCGACAACAACACCCGGAGCAAGCUCGUCAAGAACACUGCCCGUUACGCAACCCCCGUCGCCUGCGCAACCUGGCCCUGCAAGGCUCCUCGCGUCGAGGAGAUGAACCGCAACCAAUUCUCUCAAUACCAUGCCCACCGCAUGGGUUACUCCUACCUCAACCUCUGA